UCACUUUCACUUGUUCUUGUGCGGCUUGUCGUCGACCGACGAAAUCUUCCAGCUCCGAAGUCGAUAGUAAAAUAAACUUUUAACUCAUCAUCGCGGCAUAAAAUAAUAUAAAAAAUCAAUCAAUUACUAUCCAAAUAUAUUAUUCAUUUAUCUUAGUAUGAAAAUGUGCAGUUUUUUCACUUGAUUUUCAUCUUGAAAAAGUGCAAAAAUACCAACGAAAAAAAAUAUCGGACGAAGAAAAAAUCCAAUAAAAAUUUUCUUUUCGCAAAAACACACAAGAGCGAGACAGAAUAUCUACCUAGUAUUUUUUUCUUUUUACAAAUUCUCUCUUGAAAAUUUCCCCAACCACUGUCGGUGUGUGUUCUCUCUUCUCUAUCUAGCUUAAACUUGCCUGCCUUGUCUCUCUCUUCUUGUCGUCUACUACUUUUGCAGCUGCUGCUCGCUGCUCCCCCGAAUGAGUGAAGAAAAGUGCAAAAGUUCAUUAUUUUUCUGUUGUUUUUUUGGUUUGUUUUUUUGCAAAAUAACCUAAAUAAAAUGUAAAAAACAAAAAAACACAAACUAUUCAUUAAUACUUUUAUGAAUUUAUACUUUUUCCCUUUCACGGCUGAAAAAAAAAGUGUAAAUUAACUGUCGGUAUUUUAGGGGAAACGAAAAGACAACCACCAACAAAAAUACCAACAACAAAAUGAAGCCCUCACAUACCGGCGUAACUACUACGACAGCCGCGGCCUCCUCGAUGGUGACAACAAACACUCCGAAUCGGGGGGCUGCUUGCGAUGCUCCAACACAGCUCCAACAAAAGAUUAUUCCAUCGACAAAAGUAUCCUUUGCAUAUGCUGCGCAGUGUUCUGCUGACGAAAAGAUGUCUUCGUCGUCCACUGACGAAAGUGACGAUCUGUUGGACGCUGUUUCCGAGGAGCUACGAAAUAUCCAGUCGGUGAUUCAUGUCACUAGAGAAAAUAUAGACGCAUUGAAUGCCAAGUUUGCCAACUUGCAAGAUCCUCCGCCAAUGUAUGUGACGGAGUAUCAGGAGUUGACUUCGAAGCUGCACGAAUUGGAGAGCAAGGAACACGAACUCAUCGACCAGAUCAAUGCUCAACAGGACCAUCAGUAUGUGCCCGAUUAUCAUGAACUUCAUGCUCAUGUGUUAAAUGCGGAUAUAAGACCACCCAAAAUCCUACUACGAGCUCAUUUACCAAAUCAACAGAGAACAUCUGUUGAAGUCAUUCCUGGAGUUCGACUGCGUGAAGCUCUAACAAAAGCACUCAAGUUACGUAAACUAACCCCAGACAUGUGUGAAGUUGUGUCAAGUCCAAAAACUGGCAGUGUUCCCAUCUCUUGGGAUACAGAUCUUGGUUGCUUGCACAUCGAUGAGGUUCAUGUAAAUGUACUGGACAAAUGCCCAAUAAUGACACAUAUAUCGCAUCAAUUCAUACGAAAGACAUUCUUUUCGUUGGCUUUUUGCGAAGGAUGUCGUCGCCUCUUAUUCACUGGAUUCUAUUGCAAUCAGUGUAAUUUUCGGUUUCACCAGCGCUGUGCUGACAAAGUUCCGACCUUGUGUCAACAAUUUCCUAUGGAUAAUUAUUACUACCAGAGACUACUGGCUCAGAAUCCUGAAAAUACAGUUGGCAUUUUGCAUCCGGGUAGUGGUGUUGCAUUGGGAUUUCAUAAUCGCCAUCCUCGCACAAUAAGUCAACAAGAUAGAUCGAAUUCAGCGCCCAAUGUUUGUAUAAACAACAUUCGACCGCUAACCGAUGCACAGAGAACGUUGGCUUCACAGGCGCGGGGUCCCCUGCAGGUAGUAGACGCAUCACCGACAAACACACUCAAGCACGUGAAACGGGCUAGGGCGCGCUCAGCAGACGAAAGCAAUAAAAAUCUUUUAUCGCCGAGAGAUUCAAAGGGUUCUGAAGAGAAUUGGAAUAUUCAAGCGGAAGAAAUUCUUAUUGGACCCCGAAUUGGUUCGGGUUCCUUUGGAACGGUGUACAAGGCCCAUUGGCAUGGUCCUGUGGCUGUGAAGACGUUGAACGUCAAAACACCUAGUCUGGCGCAAUUGCAAGCAUUUAAAAAUGAGGUCGCAAUGCUGAAGAAAACCCGCCACUGCAAUAUCCUCCUAUUUAUGGGCUGUGUCAGUAAACCUUCGCUGGCGAUUGUAACACAAUGGUGCGAAGGCAGUAGUUUAUAUAAGCAUGUGCAUGUGAAUGAAACAAAAUUCAAGUUGAAUACGUUGAUCGACAUUGGCCGACAGGUGGCUCAGGGAAUGGAUUAUCUUCAUGCUAAGCAUAUUAUUCAUAGGGAUCUCAAAUCAAACAAUAUUUUCUUGCACGAAGAUCUGUCAGUAAAAAUAGGUGAUUUCGGUCUGGCUACGGCGAAGACGCGAUGGUCUGGCGAGAAACAAGCCAAUCAGCCUACAGGAAGUAUUCUUUGGAUGGCACCCGAAGUCAUUCGCAUGCAGGAACAAAAUCCCUAUUCAUUCCAAUCGGACGUUUACGCCUUUGGCGUCGUCAUGUAUGAACUACUGGCUGAAUGUUUACCCUAUAGCCACAUCAACAACAAGGAUCAGAUUCUAUUCAUGGUGGGACGAGGUCUUCUCCGGCCCGAUAUGACAAGAGUUCGUUCUGAUUGUCCGCAAGCUCUUAAGCGUCUUGGUGAGGAUUGCAUCAAGUAUGAUCGAAAUGACAGGCCACUCUUCAGACAUUUACUUAAUACACUGGAGAACAUGCUGCGAACAUUGCCCAAGAUUCAUCGCAGUGCGAGCGAACCCAAUCUGACACAAACUCAAUUACAAAACGAUGAUUUUCUAUACAUGUGUCCGAGCCCAAAGACGCCGGUGAAUUUUCACAAUUUUCAAUUUUACAAUGGCGCCGGAAACAUCUAGCGGUAUUGUUUUCCAGGCGAUCUGCAAGAAUUGGUGGCAGCAGAGACAGCGGCAGAUCGUAGUAACUUCAAGAGUGCCAAUUUCCGAACAGACUAUAACUUCUGGACAAAAGUAAUCGCUUAGAAUCAGAAGUAACUUCUAAAUCACGGUUAUAUCCAUCAAUUAAGGAGAUUUUAAGACCAACAAUAGAGACUUAACGCAAGCACACUGUAAUAUUUCUUCGACUAUUGUAUUUAUUUUAUUUUUUUUUUAGUUUUUUCUUGUUCUUUUAUUAAUUUGUAUUUCUUUUUAUUCAUUAGUGUUGACUGUGUUUUUAUUUUUUAAAUUUAAUUUUUUGAUUGAAGAGAAAUAUUAAGGGUAACUCCUUUUUCUCUCUCUCUUUAAGACGUGUAUACAAAUUUUCCAGCUAUUUAUGUUUGUAUAUUUUUGUUUCCUAUAAUAAAAAAUCAUUAUAUUCAAGCCCAAGUAUAGUUGUUCAGAAUAUACAAAAAAAAAUGAAAACAUAAAAAAUUGAUUAAUAAAAAUAAAUGAAAAAAAAAAAAACAAAUCAUCAGAAUAAAAUAUAAUUAUUGUAAAGAUGUAGAAUUUUAAACUAAUAGUUUAUGUAAAAAAAAAAAAUAUGCAAGGCACCUUAAUAAAAACAUUAAUAAGAUCAUCAAGAAAGGACUAAACUUUAGAUUGUGUGAUACAAAAUAAAAUGAAAAACAGCCUGGACUAAAUCAACCUAAAAAAAAAAAAAAACAA
Episyrphus balteatus (marmalade hoverfly) is the source of this 3622-nucleotide messenger RNA. Its product is annotated as raf homolog serine/threonine-protein kinase Raf. The record is from RefSeq and is a predicted model, not a curated record. Gene Ontology annotation, biological process: signal transduction; protein phosphorylation. Gene Ontology annotation, molecular function: protein kinase activity; ATP binding. Bases 686 to 2878 code for a protein of 730 amino acids. Lineage: Eukaryota; Metazoa; Arthropoda; Insecta; Diptera; Syrphidae. The transcript has 6 exons.